Messenger RNA from Eriocheir sinensis (Chinese mitten crab), 2312 nucleotides. Its product is annotated as monocarboxylate transporter 12-like. The record is from RefSeq and is a predicted model, not a curated record. Gene Ontology annotation, molecular function: monocarboxylic acid transmembrane transporter activity. The coding region runs from base 648 to 2198 and encodes 516 amino acids. Lineage: Eukaryota; Metazoa; Arthropoda; Malacostraca; Decapoda; Varunidae. The transcript has 6 exons. Gene Ontology annotation, biological process: monocarboxylic acid transport; transmembrane transport.
GUUCCUCCAACACCAAAAGGAAUAAUAGGACGUCAAACAAGAAGAAGACGAAGAAGAAGAUAAGAAAGGAGAAGAAGAACAAGAAAGAUAUCGUUUUUUUCGUCCGGUGCUGUUAAAAACGUUACAUCGCGCCCUCUCCGUAGUAAGAUAUUCGAUAACACACACUGCGACUAAGCUUACACACAGCCACACAUCAGCUGGCGGUGGCUUCCUAUACAGCUGGUGGCGUCUGGCAGUUGCGAAGUUCCGACGGUCGCUUCACCAUACACCACACUGUCCACACAUCCCCUGCAGCCAAGACACGGUCGCCGCCACCACGCCCUGCAUCACCGAACAAGGACCCUGCUGCAAGUGACUCCUAUGCAUGGACGAAGUCAUCACUGAGUGACUGUAACACAUUCCACCGUCUAUCUGCCGCGUGUCUGGCCGUGAGUGGACCGAGGGCCAAAGUCCAUCCCUGGCAAGGUUACCGUCAAGCGCGAGCUACGAUUGGCCGGAAUCUUCCGUGCCCGAUACCUGUUGUGCUAAGACGCCUUGUAUGCACCUCAGGAAUAUGCGUCCCGUUGCCGCUCAGUCCUUCUCCUCACCUCCGCUGCGAAGGGCCGGGCCGCUGAGGGUGUCCCACCGCCCCCCGUCCCCGCCGUGCCAUGCCUGAGUCUCGCCGGGCCUCCGGGACGGGUACUCGGAGCGCCGUGGCCGCAGAGGAUCCCAAGACGGCACAAUGCUCGGCGGAGGAGUGGGUCUCCAGGGUGCCCGACGGGGGCUGGGGCUGGCUCGUGGUGGGCGGCAGCUUCAUUACCACGAUGCUGAUGCCGCUACUGAAUCUUGGGUUCGGCGUCAUCUUCUCGCGCUACCUGCUCGAGGAAGGCAGCUCCUCCACCAUCCACGCCUGGCUCUUCAACGUCCACUCCUUCAUGUGGAACGUGAUGGGGCUGAUGGUGCGGCCCCUGGCGCAGGAGUUUGGCUGGAGGGUCGUGGCUAACUUCGGAGUUCUUCUGGUAUUCGUGUCCCUCGUGGUCUCCGCCUUCACGCCCUCGCCCAGCUUCCUGUUCUUUUCGUUCUCUCUGCUAUCAGGCACGGGUGGCGGCUUGGUGGUGUGCAUGUCCUACAUCAUCGUGCCUUCCUACUUCGAGCGGAGGCGCGGCCUGGCCAACGCAAUGAUGAUGGCCGGCGGGUGCACGGGCCAGGUGGUGGGGCCGCCCCUCAUCCGCCUCCUGCAAGACGAGUAUGGCUUCAGGGGCGCCACGCUCUUGCUGGGGGCCAUCCUGCUGAACUGCUGCAUAGGGACCGCCUUCUUCCACCCCGUCGAGUGGCACCUGAAGAAGCUGCCACAGCCCGCUAAACCUCCAUGGCCAAGCCCUUCCCCUGCCAAGGGAUCUGAGGAUGCUGAGUGCAGCGGCGACGAGGAGGAAGUAGAAUGGGUGAGCUUAGUGACGCAGGCGAGGAGCAGAGGCGAGGACGGCACGCACCAGGACGGCAGCGUUAGCACCGCCGAGAGACAGGGGACUUGCCAGCCGAUGGCCGGCCCGCGGCGAGGCUGGGGCCUGUGUGGACUGUUGGUCAGUGUGGCGCGCUCCACCUGGGCUGACCUGGCCAUCCUAAGGUCCCCGAGGGCCUGCAUCAUCGCCCUGGGCUGCUGCUUCUUCAUCAUUGGCUAUUUCAACUUCCUCAUGAUGGUUCCCUUCGCCAUGCAGACCGCCGGACACAGCCUCGCCGACGCCACCUACUGCCUCUCCGCCUCGGGCAUCACCAACCUGCUGAUGCGGCUGUCGGCCUCGGCGCUCUCGGACUGUGCCUGGUUCAAUAUGCGGGUCGUCUACAUGUCCGGCCUCGCCCUCACCUCUGCCUCCAUUCUGGUGUUCCCGCUGCUGGGGUCGCUGCCGUGGAUGAUGGCGGCCAUGGUGACAUUCGGGCUAGGCGUCGGGACCACCAUGGGGCUCUACAACCUCAGCAUGGUCCGCUUCAUGGGCCUGGAGAACCUCGCGCCUGUGUUUGGGGCAUCCUCGUUUGCCCUCGCCGUCGGGUUCAUCACUGUCGGCCCGCUGAUUGGUGUGAUCCGGGACGUCAGUGGGAGCUACACCGUCAGUAUGUGGAUCCUGUCAGGUUACGUGUUCACAGGCUUCCUCCUGUGGGUGUUCAUGCCGGCUGCCCAGGCUUAUGACCGGCGCAGGGCGGAGGCGAAGGCGGUGGAGUUGUGACCCGGAGGAGGACGAGGCUGAACACACACUGGCCGCUGCGGGAAGGGGUGGCAAAGUGCAUUGUUGUGGUGUUCGUUGUGGACUCAUUAUGCAGUAAAGAGUAUAUUUUUGUGA